GACGUCAGAGGGAGGGGCGAAGACCUGUGCUCUGACAGCUCAGCGCUCCUCCCAUUGGUCACGUGAUGCGGCGGUGGCGCUCUGUACUAGACUCAGGUUGCUCUGACUUCCUGUUCCCGGGAUAGCCUGCCGCUGCCUCUCUUCCACCCCACCUCGGAGGAGGAGGACUCUCUAUGGUCUCCCGGAGAGGUGUGACACGGUCAGGAGCCGGUCAGCCAGUGUCGGUGGCUCGGUUAUCCUGGUGUGCAUCAUGCCGGUUAUCUACGUCCUGCUGCUGGCCCUGCUACUGGCGGCCCUCUGUGUCUUGCUAUUAGGACGAUGGGUCCUCUAUCGCCUGGCCACUAGCUGGUGUCAGAGAAAACUUGGGGUAGAGUUAAAAAUUGGAGGCUUGGGAUUCUUCUGGUUGCAAAACAUCAGUGUGAAGUUCGGGAAGCAGCAGACUCUGGAAAUUGACAGUAUCUGGUUAUCUAGCAAGCUGCUGAACCAUGAGUUACCUCACUACUUUGCUCUGUGUAUUGGAGAAGUGCGUAUUCGAACUGACCUACAAGGUAUAUGGUCACAUCAGAAUCAUGCUCCUAACGAUCCAUCUGAAGUUCAAAUGCAACGUAAUGGAAAGACUACAAUCAACCCAUCAAUAUUAAAAGUCUUAUCUCAGUUACUGUCUGUUUACUUGGAUUCUGUGAAUAUUAUGGUUCUCAACGUGGCAGAUUCAGAGUCUCUAUGGCACAUGACCUUGUCAAAGACCAGUAUUAUAUUGGACAGCGAUGGUAAAAGGAUGGACUACACAUUGAGUCUUAGCCAGCUGUCUAGCAAAUUACUAAAGAGCAAUAUGCAGGAUGAAGCCUGUUUGGCAGAGCUGUCAAUGGCCCUUACACUGGAGUGCAGCAUCAAUGAGAAGCGCUUGCGAGCGGUCAGUCUGAGAGUGCGCAGUCUACAUUCCGAGGUGCAUGAGAGUCUGUUUCACAGUGACUUGCUGCAGAAGAGGCUGGUUUCAACAGUCCAUAGCAAAAUGGAGGAGCGCAGCCAUGGAGAGGAACAGGCAGACACAGAAAACGUCACACCUAAGUGGCUGCAGCUAAUAUCAAGAUUACCUUGUAAACUAGAUGUAGGUUUUGAAAGCAGCACUGUGGUCCUUUCUAUGAACAGCCAGCAGAGGCACUUAAACUGGACUCUCAAACUGCUGCAGUUUUUCUAUAUGCGGGAGGAGGAUCAGUUGCCCAUGCGAAAGUUCAUUGGCAACUCAGAACUGGCACAGAUGAGCUCUGAACUCCUAAUUGAAGAUGGUCUACUACUGUCACAGAGUCGACAAAGGAUCAUCUGUUUGAAUCACUUGAAAGCCAGUAUGCAGGUCACCUCUAUUGAUGUUCAGAGUAAUGUGGCUCUUAAUACUUGUAUCGUUCACUACCGCCAUCAGGAGUUCUCUCAUUGGUUCAGCUUGCUGGAGUUGGGUCAGUAUAUACAGAGGGACUCGAAAGCCUCAACCAAAAAUAAUCGACCUCUUCCUGUGAUAUUAGCCCCAAUAGUCUUCAACUCCAACAUCUCUAAUGUCAAUGUGUCUGUCCAGCUUGAUGAAGCACAGCCAUUUGCUGUAGGAUUUUCAUCUGUUUCUCUUGAAUUUAAACACCUGCGCACACAGAAUCUCCACCAGCGAGCUCUACUCUCUGUCAACAACUUGUGUUGGCGAGUGGGUAAAGACUCUCACAUCCAGCAGGCUCUCCAUCCACCAAACACACACCUCUGGGGCGAGGCUUGUGUGCUGGAUACCUUUAGCUUACAGGGCAGCUACAACCAAUCGUUGGGUGUGGGUAUCAUGCAAUCAGACACCCUCUUCAUAGAAUCCACUGUGCAAGGAUUGCAGGCAGAAUUCUCAGAGACCUGUGCAGACUGCAUCUUGCGUGUGCUGAAUCUGAUGCCGGUAGCCUCUAAGCAUCCUGUGCCAACAGCACAAGAUCCACUCUCUCCACUUUCUCCAUGCCGGGAGGCCAGCUGCAAACCGGCCAUUCUCUGGAAAGUAGAUAUCCGCGUGGAAGAAGUGAAUCUGUUUACAUUGUCCAAUCUAGUGGGUGCCUCUCAGGUGAGGAUAGACCUACUUACCCUAGCAGGCAGUGCAGAGAUGUGCAGUCUGAGCCUGCAAGGAGUGGCCUUGUCUCUGCUGAAAUCCAUCACUGAGAAGAUGGAAACAUGCUGCAAAGCCCUAGACAUUAAUGAACCGCUGCUCUUUUUCUCCAUAAUGUCUUUGUCUUACUACACCACUAUACGCGCCUUGGAGGUGCAGUGUGGGGAAGAACUGGCUCUGCAAUGGAGUCCCUGGGAUCACAUGUACUUGUAUCAACAUACUUUGUCCACCAUGCAAUGCAGGAAUCUGCUCUCCACAACCUUAGCUGAGAGAUUCCAGGUUUCAGAGAUGGCCAUCCAUGAUUCACCAGAUGAUUCACCCCAGCAGGCUCGUAGUCCAGUUGCAGGCAGUCCUUCUCCUAAGGGAAUGCAGAUUACACUGGAGUUGAACUCAGUCAGGUUGCAAGCCACUGUUUCUCCGGAGAACUAUUUUCUAGUCAGAGCUCAGAACAUCUGCCUUAGCCAGCAUGGGGGCGCUCUUCAGUUGCGCUGCCCUGAAGUAACGGUCAAUGCUGAUGGAAACAACAUAUUCCUGUUUAAAGACAUUGAUGCACAAAGACUGCCUGAAUUGGAAGACAUGCUGCUGCACCGCAGCCACUUCAACUCGCUGCUGACAGAGAGGAACCGAGCCUGGGUGCUGUCUUUUAGUAAUGUUUCUAUGGAGUUUCCCCACCGUUAUGACUUCUCCUGCAUACUUGACCAAUCCAUAGGGGUUCAGAAGUGGCUGAAAGGACUCCACCGGUCUCCACGAACUGGACCUGAGCCUCUUCCACCAGACCUUGUGCUAAGGGUUAAACAGUUUUCUUUUGCAUUCUUAGAUGAUGUCUUUGAGGUGAAGCUGAGAGAUAAUUAUGAGCUAAUGAAAGAUGAGAGCAAAGAAAGUGCAAAGAGGCUAAGACUACUCGAUGACAAGGUAGUUGCCUUGCGCAAGCAACAUGGGGAGUUGCUGCCAGCUCGAAAAAUCGAAGAGCUUUAUGCAUCGCUGGAAAAGAAGAACAUAGAGAUAUACAUCCAGCGUUCCCGUCGCCUUUACAGCAACACCCCCAUGAGAAAGUCUCUCCAGACGUGGACCAUGGCGGACCUGGAGAUAGUUGCCUUAGCAGAUGAGUCACUACAUGGGUCGGAGAUGGUGCUGGAAAAUAUGAAGGACAUUGACAGUAUCAGCCCUUUUCCCUCUGAAGAGCUACCACUAGUAAUCCAGUGGUGUCGCAUGAUGAAGUGCUCUCUAAAAACAUUUUAUGUGCGAAUCCGUGACUACCCUCGAUAUCUCUUUGAAAUCCGGGACUGGCAUCUUUCAGGGAGACUGCUUGGGGCUGAGCAGAGUGGGCAAGCCAGUGCACGUAGGAAACAAGUGGUGCAUUUGGGGGCACCAUGGGGGGAUUCAACAGUUGAGAGGAACAUGCCACCUCUAAAAUUCUUUCACGACUUUCACUCUGAGAUUCACCUAUACACCAUUGUGUGGGGACCAUGCUGGGACCCAGCCUGGACUUUGGUGGGGCAGUAUAUUGACCUUCUUACCAAACCUUCCAUGGAUCCCAGUGCUCCGUUACCAUGGUGGGACAAGAGCAGACUGCUUCUUCAUGGAUAUUUCCGUAUGGACAUUGAGCAGGCUAAUCUCCAUCAGCUGGCUACUGAGGACCCAUAUAACACCACAGAGAACAUGCACUGGGAAUGGAACCAUCUGAAGUUUGCUUGGAAUCCCGGGCAAUUCACGUUUAAAGGGGACUUGGAUGUCAAUGUGCGCACAGCUUCCAAGUAUGACGACUGCUGCUUUCUCCACUUGCCCAACCUCUCGAUGACCUUUGACCUGCAGUGGCUGUGCCACGGGAACCCACAUGAUCAUCAUAAUGUAGCACUUCGCUCCCCUGACUUCCUCGCGGAGUUCUCUUCCAUCCAACCUCAUGAUUCUUACCGUGCCUUCCGCUCAGAGAACCUCAUUCUCUCCAUCAAAAUGGAUCUGUCUCAGUCCCAUGCAGUAUGUGGCAUACAAAAGGAAGUCUGUAAGUGCGCUGCUGCUGCAGGGAGCGAGAAAACCACAACCAAGCAUACAAUCACUGAAGUCUGCCAGCCCCGCAUCUUGCUGUAUAGCAGCACCUUACGCUGGAUGCAGAAUUUCUGGGCAACAUGGAGCAGUGUGACUCGCCCGAUCUGCCGUGGGAAGCUGUUUAAUAACCUGAAACCAGGAAAGAAGAAGCUAGGACAACAUUACAAGCAGCUGUCAUACACCGCCUUGUUUCCUCAGCUACAGAUCCAUUACUGGGCAUCGUUUGCUCAGCAACGGGGGAUUCAGGUGGAAUGCAGUCAGGGGGAAAUCUUUACUCGUGGUGUGCAGAGACUUAUCCCACAAGCUGGGACAGUGAUGCGUCGCCUCAUCUCAGAGUGGAGUGUACCACAGAUGACCAGCAAAUUAAACCUUGUAACUGUACAUCUCAUGGCCUCGGCCUGUGACGAGAAUGCAGACCACCAAAUUGACAAUCUUGUACAGAAAACCCAUCUGCUCAGCCUAUCCUCACUGAGCUAUGAUAGACAGGAAUUAUCUGCCACGGGUGAGGAAAACGCCAUCUACACCCACCGUCUGCAUUUGGUCGAUCUCCGAGCAUCUUGGACAACUUUGAAUAGAGACAUUGCAUUUGGGCUGUAUGAUGGUUACAAGAAAGCAGCUGUGCUUAAACGCAAUCUUUCCACUGAGGCCUUAAAAGGACUAAAAAUUGGCACACAGUUACAGGCAAAGAAGCUGAAGCGUGGCUCCAUGCGCAGUUUUCCUCCUCCCAGGAAAGUCACAGCACCUGUAGUUACUGGACGGACUGAGAGAUCUCCAUCAGGAGGGGCAGACAUGCUCCAGAGGCUGAUAGAGGAGACAGACAAAUUUGUGGUGUUUACUGAAGAGGAGUCCGGCGUGAGCGAGCAGUUGUGCGGUAAAGCUGCCUGUCAGGACAAAGACAUCUAUAACCACAACUGGCUCAUUGAGCUUGUAAACUGCCAGAUGGUGCUUCGAGGAGCUGAGACAGAGGGCUGUGUGAUAGUGUCUGCAGCAAAAGCCCUGCUCCUGCAAUGCCAGCACCAUCCCUCUUGGUAUGAAGAUACUCUUAAGCAGAAGACCUCGUGGACCUGCCAGCUUGACAGUAUGCAGUAUUUUGCUACCACUGAGAGCAGUCCCAGUGGAGAAGAUGAUGGUCAGCGCUGGCUAGAGGUGAAGAACAUUGAGGAGCAUCGCCAUAGGAACCUGGACACAGUGCAGGAGUUGAUGGAAAGCGGUCAGGCAGUUGGUGGAAUGGUCAGCACCACCACAGAUUGGAGUCAGCCAGCUGAGGCUCAACAAGAUCAGCAGGUUCAGAGAAUAAUUUCCCGCUGUAACUGCCAUAUGUAUUACAUUAGCUAUAGUCAUGAUAUUGACCCAGAGCUGGCUAUGCAGAUCAAACCUCCCCCAACACCAUUACACCCAGAAAAAGAAGACUUGCUAAAAGGACAAGAAGCUGCUGCCGAUACCUUUACUCUAAAACACCAGCACCUGGAGAUCUCUACCAACCCUGCCCAAUAUGCUAUGAUCUUAGAUAUAGUCAACAACUUGCUGCUUCACGUGGAGCCAAAGCGCAAGGAACACUGUGAGAAAAAACAGCGGGUUCGUUUCCAGUUAGAGAUCUCCAGUAACCCUGAGGAGCAACGAAGCAGCAUUCUGCAUCUCCAAGAAGGCGUCCGGCAACAUGUGCUGCAGAUACGUCUGCUGGAGAAACAGAUGUACUCUAUCAUGAAGCUGCUUCAUGAUGAGAGCAAGAAUGAAUCUUUGCACGAGCAACACAUGAAACUUCAGGGACAGCUCUAUCAAGAAAAGAUGGAUUUACAGCAGAAAAGUGAAGAACUAAACAUCCUUAUUCGAUGCUUCAAAGACUUUAAGCUGCAGAGAGCAAACAAAAUGGAGUUGCGCAAACAACCAGAGGAUGUGAGCGUUGUUCGCCGUACGGAGUUUUACUUUGCACAGGCACGGUGGCGGCUUACUGAGCAGGAUGGGCAGCUGGGCAUUGCAGAGCUAGAACUACAAAGAUUUCUGUAUAGCAAGGUCAACAAGUCUGACGACACUGCUGAACAUCUGUUAGAGCUGGGCUGGUUUACCAUGAACAACCUGCUUCCCAAUGCCAUUUACAAGGUGGCAUUGAGACCACAGAGUCCUGGUCAGUCUGGCAGACAACUCACACUGAGACUAUACAGUAAAGUCCGUCCACCUGUAGGGGGCAUCUCCAUCAAAGAGCACUUUGAAGUGAAUGUGGUUCCUCUCACCAUCCAGAUCACACAUCAGUUCUUCCACAGGAUGAUGGGAUUCUUCUUUCCUGGACGCAAUGUGGAGGAGGAAGAGGUUGGGGAUGAAGAGGAUAAAUCCAAACUAGUUACAACAGGGAUGCCAGUGGUAAAACCCAGGCAGCUCAUUGUGGCAGAGGACACUGUAUCACUUGGCCCAGGCAAAGGUGUUGGACAAGGUUUAAAUCGGACAACAGGGGUCAGGCGAUCUUUUCGAAAAGCACCUGAGCAUCCUGUGGAUGAUCUGGACAAGAUGAAAGAGCGAGCUGCCAUGAACAAUUCAUUUAUCUACAUCAAAAUUCCACAGGUGCCUCUGUGUGUCAGCUACAAGGGUGAGAAAAACAGUGUGGACUGGGGAGACCUGACUCUGGUGUUGCCAUGUCUGGAGUAUCACAACAACACCUGGACCUGGCUGGACUUUGCUAUGGCAGUGAAGAGAGACAGCCGCAAGGCUCUGGUUGCACAGGUGAUUAAAGAGAAGCUGCGUCUCAAGCCAGCUGCGGGUGCAGAAACAAAGGGCAAGAGUGAGGCAAAGACGGACAUGAAUCAGCAGGAGGAGGAUGAGAAAGCCCGGCUGCUGAUCGGGCUCAGCAUGGGGGAUAAAAACGCCGGCAAGAAGUCCAUAUUUGGGAGGAGAAAAUAAACUGUGGACAUAUGUUUUCAGGAGAAACUUAUGGCUCUGUAGUACAGAGGGUUGCUUGAUGUGAAUGAUGCUCUUCUGGAGUGCAUGUCUGUGACAUGACCUUGAGGUUCUUACCUGUCUUAAUGACUUCAGUGUUGUCCUUUCAUGGGACAUAAAGUCAUACCAAGGAGCAGCAUUAUCUCUUUCCCUAAAGAUGGUCAUAUGACGACAGAGAACCUUUCUCAUCACUACGUCCCCUCACUUGUGUCUCCUUUCUGUCCUUGGGAUGUAUUGGAAGUUAAUCUCGCAUGUCUCCCAGGUGGUAUAACCAGAAAGUACAUUCAAUGAAUGUUUUAUUGAUGGGUAAUAAUCCCAGGACCUAGUUAGAGUCACACAUGAUGCAGUAGAGCCUUUUCAUGUGCCUGAGGCUGGCACCAAGGAUGGUGCACUAAAUAUAGUUAGAAUACCAUGUGGCAUGGGAGAGUCAGAGCUUUUCUGUAACCAUGGACUCUCUUUUUUAGCAUUACAUUUACCAAAGUUAUAUGUAACAGAGUUGGAGGGAAGCCGUGCUUGUCUGUGUAUAUGGUGACACCAGUGUAACAGCUCUUUCACCUAUCAAACUAGAGCAAAAACUGACUGGGACUUAUUUAAAACAUGGUGCAGUGAUGUAAUCUAUAAUAUCCAAUCAAAUGUAAGCUUUCAUUUUCAGAACGGUUAUUGAAAACUGUUACAUUCUGACUGUUUCUAUUGGUCACAGCUAAUUUCACAUUGUACCUUGUCUUUAAAUAAACCCCUAUGUGCUGCAGACAAGUGACAGCUGGGAGAUAAUCAAGGAUAGUUGCACCAUUCUUGCCUGACAAUUAUCCUGUGUGGUUCAGCAAUAAGAGCCUAGUUAGUACUGCAACCAUGGCAAUGAUGAGAACAGAACCAUCUCAUUCAGCAGCUAGUUGGGACCUGACAUACGAGGUGUUUAUUCUCUCUUUAACCACUUUGCUAACAUUGUGUUGGCUCUUUUGCUUCAUUAUUAAUUGCUGCCAGCAGGAACUUACAUAUGUUGCUGACCUCACUAGCUGCAAACAUUUUAUGAUCAGAGUUUAAUGUCCAUUACAUAAAAACCGCUUCCUGAUAAUAAAGUAAAUAUUUAUUUUUCAAGAGAUUAAUUUGUAAUUCUAAUAAUUGUAAUUUUGAUUGCAGGAUCUUUGCCUUUCCCCCCCUUUGUGUAGUCUAUUGAUAUAAAUACAGGCAGGGGUUGUACAUAUCAGGAGUAAUCUCCUACCAGGUGGAUGGGGACGGAUUUCACUUAACUUUGUCAUAUUGCAUUUAAUGAUUAUGGUUUAAGAGCAUUUACAGAGGUGGUGAUUUAUGUUUUUAUAAAUGUAUAUAUACAUAUUUAUAUGCAUUGAAGGGGUACUGGGUGCUGUUGUUGCUGCUACAUAGGUGUAUAAACUCCUGCUCUCAUCUACAGACAUUUGCACUUUUUGGUACAGAUUGCUCUUCACCAACAAUGAUUAAAAAUCAUAUUGUUACUUUUAACAAAA
Messenger RNA from Pseudophryne corroboree (corroboree frog), 8565 nucleotides. RefSeq names its product bridge-like lipid transfer protein family member 2 (gene BLTP2). The record is from RefSeq and is a predicted model, not a curated record. Lineage: Eukaryota; Metazoa; Chordata; Amphibia; Anura; Myobatrachidae. The transcript is spliced from 40 exons. The coding region runs from base 251 to 7048 and encodes 2265 amino acids.